Messenger RNA from Lycium ferocissimum, 700 nucleotides. Its product is annotated as protein CLAVATA 3. Bases 154 to 456 code for a protein of 100 amino acids. Gene Ontology annotation, molecular function: receptor serine/threonine kinase binding. The transcript has 3 exons. Gene Ontology annotation, biological process: cell-cell signaling involved in cell fate commitment. NCBI's taxonomy places the organism in Eukaryota, Viridiplantae, Streptophyta, Magnoliopsida, Solanales, Solanaceae. The record is from RefSeq and is a predicted model, not a curated record.
GAUAUACUAAAAUGGCUGCAUGGCUCAUCAUUUCUUUUGCUCUAUAAAUUGGCUUUUAUCUGCACUUACUCUGUAUUCCAUAUCUUGAUCCAUUUAUUUCUUACUUAGCUCAAGAACUAGCAUUUGCCUAUUUCUUUUCAUUUGCUUCUCAAAAUGUCUUUGAUCACUGCCAAGCAUUUCACUCUCUUGGUCUUGCUCUGCUUUUUAGUUAUUCAAGAAUCUCAUGGAUGCACCAGCAGCAGCUCAAAAUGCAUUUUGAAAAAGGAAGUUGCUUCUAUGAGACUUCUAAACAGAAAGGUUUUUGGAAGCCAGUGGGCUGCAUUGGGAAAGGGCUAUUACAAUCACGCAGAGAAGAUUAAUGAGAAAUUUGCUGAUUGGGAGCUAAGAGGAGUUCCAGCUGGUCCUGAUCCAGUGCAUCACAAUGGUGCUAGUCCCAAGAAACCUAGGACUCCAUGAUCAUGCAGUAUUAAUUUUGUUUUAUUAGCUCUAUAUCUAAGUUUUUGGUAAAGGGUAUAGUAUGGUUUCAUGUUUAUGGUUUCUGUUGUUUUUGGCUCAACAGAGAAAAAAGAAACAAAAAAGUAAGAAUGGGCUUAGGCUAACCAAGUUGGAAUAGGAUUUCAUGUCUUACUUGACAUGUAUAUAGUUUGAUGCAAAGUUGUCCUUUUUAUUAGUAGUACUAAGAAAACUCAAGCAUGACAUA